Molecule: messenger RNA, 2035 nt
Organism: Glycine soja
Lineage: Eukaryota; Viridiplantae; Streptophyta; Magnoliopsida; Fabales; Fabaceae
Exons: 7
Coding region: 148-1692 (514 amino acids)
Source: RefSeq, a predicted model, not a curated record
UACAACAUUUGCACCUUUGUUUUCUCCUCGCAUCCCAAAAUAUAAAACUAAAAUCUGCACUUGUCUGCUCCAAUCAGUUUCUAUUUUUAUUUUGUUUCUUCGAGAAUGUGAUUGUUUGGGGGGGAAACGGAAAAGAAGAGAAGCACGAUGGAGUGGGUGAAGAUGAAGGAGUACGCGAGAGAGUUCAUGGUUGGAGUGGCGGAGAUGACGGUGGAGUUCGGAAAAGGUUGCAGAGACAUAGUCAAACAGAGUCUGGUCAACGACGACUCCUACAUCGUCAAAAACUUCGGAAGAGACUCCUACAUUGGAAAAACAGUGAGAGAACCUUUCGCUAAGCUUUUCGCCAAAUUGAGUUUCUUCAACGAGUACUUACCUGAGGACAAGGAUCCUCUCCACGCUUGGUCCGUUAUUUUCUUCGUUUCCAUACUCGCCUUCUUAGCUUUGUACGCGAAUUUUGAAUGUGAUCCGUACGCCGCCGCGGCGCCGGUGAAGCAAGUGUUCGUGCAUCCUCCUAGUGCCACUCGCGUAGUGCUUCCUGAUGGAAGGUACAUGGCGUAUAAGGAGCAAGGCGUUUCUUCUCACAAAGCUAGGUUUUCGGUGAUUGCUCCCCACAGUUUUCUUUCUUCCAGGCUUGCAGGGAUUCCUGGAGUGAAAGAUUCGUUGUUGGAAGAGUUUGGUAUUCGUUUGUUGACGUAUGAUCUUCCUGGUUUUGGUGAGAGUGAUCCUCAUCCCAACCGGAAUCUGGAAUCCUCGGCGACUGAUAUGGCGUUUUUAGCAAAUGCUCUUGAUGUGGACAAGUUUUGGGUGGUUGGUUACUCAAGUGGCAGCAUGCAUGCUUGGGCUGCGCUUAGAUACAUUCCUGAUAGGCUUGCUGGUGCAGCCAUGUUUGCUCCCAUGGUGAACCCAUAUGAUCCUAUAAUGACAAAGGAAGAGAGACGAAGAACUUGGAAAAAAUGGACACGAAAAAGAAAAUUCAUGUACUUCUUAGCUCGGAGGUUUCCUAGACUUCUUGCUUUCUUCUAUCGGCGGAGCUUUUUGUCAGGAAAGCAUGGUCAGAUUGAUAGGUGGCUGUCAUUAUCUCUGGGAAAUAGGGAUAAAGCACUGAUGGAAGAUCCAAUCUAUGGGGAAUUCUGGCAAAGGGAUGUGGAAGAAUCAAUCAGACAAAGAAAUGUGAAACCCUUCAUGGAGGAAGCUGCUUUGCAGGUCGCAAAUUGGGGUUUCAGCCUUUCAGACCUCAAGUUGCAGAAGAGAAAACAGAGCAGUAAUUUGCUCAGUUGGCUUAAGUCAAUGUUCACUGAAACUGAGGAAUAUAUGGGAUUUCUUGGCCCUAUACAUAUAUGGCAAAUUCAUUUCAAGUGUUCUAGAAAUCAAUUUGGAUGUUUUUUCCAGGGGAAAAUUUUGAGUAUCAGAGUUUUAACUUUAAUUAUUCUUAGUUUUCCUUUAAUGCUCAGACCAUAUAAGGGAAUGGAUGAUAAAGUGGUUCCUCCAUCGAUGACUGAUUUUGUGCACCGCUUGCUGCCCGGAGCUGCUGUACAUAAACUCCCAUAUGAAGGUCAUUUCACCUAUAUCUACUUUUGUCAUGAAUGCCACAGACAGAUAUUUACCACACUUUUUGGAACCCCACAAGGCCCACUCAGCAUUUCUAUAGAAGUAGAUCAAGCUACCCUAGAAGAAACCAAUAUUGAACAGUAAUAAGUAGUAAAAGAUGGUGAUUAUGCCACAAACUAGUAGUACACAUAAUAGGAUAAAAAUGCCCUUUUCUUUUUCCAUUCUUCUGGGCGAAACAUCACAAUUUUAUGAUGUAAAUACCGUAUAGUUUUGCUUCAUCUCCAAUGCAGCGGUAUAGGAAAGAAAAUAAAAUAAGUGUUUCUGCCCCUUCUUUGGGCCGUUGAACAUGUCUGUCCUACAAAUGUUGUAUUUAGAGUCCUUUACUGAACAACUCCCACAGUCUCACGACCUCAUUCCCUCCCCCUUCUUCACUAUUGAAAUACAAAACAUGCGUUUGCUAAUAGUGAGAUAUGAUACAAUUAGUUCA